Molecule: messenger RNA, 960 nt
Organism: Phymastichus coffea
Lineage: Eukaryota; Metazoa; Arthropoda; Insecta; Hymenoptera; Eulophidae
Product: E3 ubiquitin-protein ligase MARCHF3-like
Exons: 3
Coding region: 1-960 (319 amino acids)
Biological process (GO): protein ubiquitination
Molecular function (GO): ubiquitin-protein transferase activity; zinc ion binding
Source: RefSeq, a predicted model, not a curated record
AUGCAUCCCGAGCAGCUCGGCUCGCUCGGCUCGCUCGGCUCGCUCGGCUCGCUUGGCCAGCCGCGCGUCGCACGCCGGAUCGCCGCCGACCGACAGCGUCUUUCGCCGGGAGCUCGAUGUCGCAGCCACCGCAGCCACCGCAGCCGGCGGGGGGGGCCGUCGCCGAGGAGCCGCGCGGCACAGGUGGGCCAGCGCCGGCGGCCGCGUCGCUUGGUUAAGGCCGCGCGCUUUGCAGACGGCGAGCGCGCCAAGGCGCCCGGCGACGGUCCCGCGGACGGGCCGGUCCCCAAGGCCGGCGCCGCGGCCAGCCCGCGCGCCAGCAGCGCCAGCCAGCAGGACAUCUGCCGCAUCUGCCACAUGGGCUCGGCCUCGCGGCAGAGCUGCGCCGGCGCGCCGGCCGCGCCCGGGCCGCUGGUGUCGGCGUGCCGCUGCCGCGGCAGCGUGGGCCUGGUGCACGCGCGCUGCCUGGAGCGCUGGCUGACGGAGAGCGGGCACACGCGCUGCGAGCUGUGCGGCCACCGGUACGCGGCGGUGCGCGUGCCGCGGCACGGGCCGCUGCGCUCGCUGCUCGCCUGGACGCGCGGCUUCGUGGCCACGCGGCAGAUGCUGCUGGACGCGCUCUACCUGCUGGUCAGCACGCCGCUGGCCGCCUUCUCCGCCUACGUGUGCGCGGCCACGCUGAGCAUGGCGCUGGACAGCCGCCUGGACGAGGUGCCCUGGACGGUGGUGGCCCUGCUGCCCACCUGCUCGCUCACGCUCGUCGCCUACUGGGGCUGGCUGCUGACGCUGCGCAGGCUGCACGGCCGACGCUGGCGCCAGCACUGGCAGAGCAACUUCGUGGUGCGGCUGCUGCCCGAUGCGCUGCCCGACGAGGAGCCGCGCGCCGCCGAGCCGCGCGAGGACGACGACUUCUACGACGAGCUCUACGACGACCUGCCGGAGCUGCUGGAGCUCAUCUGA